Molecule: messenger RNA, 902 nt
Organism: Microbotryum saponariae
Lineage: Eukaryota; Fungi; Basidiomycota; Microbotryomycetes; Microbotryales; Microbotryaceae
Source: the annotation of a GenBank genome assembly
AUGCCCACUCCAUCGAACGCACCGGCCAAACUGCCCGCCCGCCAAGCACCGCGCCAAGUCGGUCCGGCCGACACGGGCAUCGGACGGCAUUGGAAGACCCAGCUCGUCUCGGCCGUACACUUCCUCAAGCAGCACGCCCACCCCAUCCGACUCGAGGACCUGGCAUUGCUUUCGGGUGUCGAGGCUUUGUUGUCGAAUGCGGAACUGCUGAGCAAUUUCAGGAGUCACGAGAAGGUCGUGGUCGAUGACAAGACGGGCCUGUUCAGCUACAAGGUGCGCCACGAGUCACCUGUGGGGCACCAGGGUACGCGCAUCCCGUGGCUGACCUUUACCUACCCCAGCCCGACUAUGACAUCAAAUCCAAGUUCGACCUCGAGAACCUCGUCGUGCGCUACUCGAGUCGCGGUGGCCUCUCGGUCAAGAACCUGCGCGCGUCCUGGCCCAACGUCGUCCCCGCGAUCGAAGAACUAGAACAAGAAGGCAAGGUCUACGUCACUCGGACGGGAGGCUCAGCCGAACGAGAAGGCGCUAUGAAGGCCGUGUUCAGGAACGAGUUCUCCAAACGACCCCGAAUCGACGACGAGUUUUUGAAGCUGUGGAAGAAACUCAAGGCGCCGACCAAGGAGGAGUUGAGCGUCCAACUGAACGAAGGUCGGGGCACACCCAAUCGGUCUACUUUCAUCGUGAACUCUAGUACUGAUGCAGCAUCGUACCUGCGCUCAAUAGCCGGUCUCACGACGGCCUCGACGGUCGCGUCCGAUCUGCCGAGGAACCAGAACAAGAACCCGAGGGGCAAAGGGCGCAAGGGACCCGGCUCGGCGAAUCGGAGGAUCAAGUUGACCAAUACACACUUGAAGGGCAAGGUCGACCUGUCCAAGGAUUACACACCUCCGGGGAGGUAG